AUGGGGCAACAGUUGAGUCACUUGCAGCCAAAAGUGUUGUUCCAGCCAUCGUCCGACGUGGAUGUGGAAUACCUGAGUGUGCCAAAAUCCGAGAACGUGAUUUUGCGCAGCAUGCCCCGGGUUUUGGCGAGUGCCGAGCCGCGAAUUAAUCUGCAGACCCCGUGCGACGGUGCGCAUUGCGGCGGGGUUUUGUCCCUGAGUCAUUUGUCCUUCCCGUCGUCAGGCGGCAGGAUGAGUUCAGAUGUCGCUCUUUUGCACUGCACCAGCAGUCGCAAGCUUUUCCCCUCCACGUGUUUUGGCAUACACUUGGCAUGCGUGAGUCCUGAUUGGAUGCCUACCAGAAGAAGUCUGGAGGAUGAAUCCAAGAGACAAAGCUUACCCACAGAGGGCGCCAGUGGAUCAAGAGACGCUUUGUCCAGGUCAUUCAAGGGAAACUCAUCAGAUGGGUCAAUUGCUCUUGAGGACCUGGAUUUCAUGGCUGUCAAGCCUCUGUUUGCAUUGGACCACACACCUGCCAAAACCAAGGGCUGCAUAGCAAGAAGCGGUUCACAUGGUCAAAGAAGGCGCCCAUCAAAAACUCUCCUGUCAUUAGCCAGCACAGAAGAUGAUGACAUUGACAGCGUUUUUUCUGACAAAAGCCACGUAACCAACCAGCAUCAACAAGAGAGGUUCCACACUUACCAAGCCCAAUCCUUUGCUGAUUUCCGGCGCUGUGUCAGGGAUUUCCAAGAGGAAACCAUAGAAAUCGGCAGGCAGAGAAUAGAGGAAUUGCACAGGAAUACUGAGCCCAUUCCUGCUGUGGAGUCUUGCUCAAGAUCCAGCUCAUGGUUGAAUGAAAUCAUCCACAGGAGGACUCCUCUUGGAGACAGAAUCAGGAAAAACUCUGUUCAGGAUUUGUUGCAAAUCACUGCUGAUGCAGAAAUAUCAAAAUUGACAAACAAAACCCAGAAAAAGAAGCUUCAGCAAUUGUCCAGUGAUCAUCAUGGUUGUUGGGAGCUUCUUCCUUCCAAAACUUCAAAAGCUGAAGAACCCAAUUUCUGGAAAGACAAGGUGACCCUGAGGUCUACUCCAAAAGGACAAUGCUUAUUACAGAAUCCCAGCAAGACUUCUUCUGAACCUCAAACCAUUCUGGAGGUAGGACCUUGGACCAGUCCUAUUCAGAAAUCAAAACCUGCUCUGUUCACCCAAAGGAGGAAGAAUCAACAUGAACCUGCUGUGGUGAUCAAGAUUGAUAGUUAUGAGAACCAUCACCCUUCACCAACACUAUCCUCUUCAUCAUGCCAACUUGACACCAAUCUGCAACCAAUAAGAAAUGUGGAGGAAAGACGGAGUCUCAGGGACUCCACCAGCAAAGGACCCUUUCUUUCCAAAAUCACUCUCAGACGUCCUUCAAACCCAGAGAAACCAGGACCCAUGAAAAGCGUCAUCAUUGAAGAAACUGUGCCAAAUUCAGCAAGUCUCCUGUUGACAAAGCACAACCAAAAGACAAAGGAAUUGAUGAACCUGGUGGACACUGCCCCCAAAAUUGUGCUUGAUGAGAUGGUGAAAGAGGAGCCUAAAAAGGCUCCAGGGAUGCCAUUCAAUGUGAAACUGCGACAUGUUGUGGCUGAGAACAGAGAAAUCAAGGCUGCCAGACCAGUUUCUAUGCCCAGCUUUGCUGUGCUCAAGGCUGCCAACUGUGAUGAUUCUUCCAUCAGCAAAAAAGAAGAAGAUUCUGCAGAAACAGGUGCUAAAGCUCAGGAAGUUCCUUCAGGGAACCAGCCCAAGAGCAUCCUCAAGCGCAGAAGCAUUGAGAAUGUCCUUUUCUCUGAAAAGGACAAUGAAAAGGAGCUGAAAGGAGCGACCUCUACCAUAAACAAACAUGGUCCAAAGCCUCAGCAGCUGAUCUCCAGAGACACAAUAAAGAAGAGAAGUAGUUUCCCAUCUGAAGUAAAUUCAGACCAUCAAGAAGAUUCGUCAAAACCCAAAUCAGCUGAUGAAAAGAGAGUCUCAUGGAUGGAAGCUGUUGCCAUAGAAGAAACUGAUGAUAGUGCAAGUGAAGCUUCAAACUCAAAAAAGCUCAAAACAUAUUUGUUUGGAGAAAACAUACAGAAAUCAACAACCAUGGAUAUUCCACUGGGUAUUCUUCCAGCCAAAAGAGUCAAUCUUCAGGAAACCAAGGAAAAUCCUACUUCUGAAAUUAAUUCUUCACUGGAUACUGCAAAUAUUGUGCAGAAACUGCGAUCUUGUUUCGAACCAGCCCCAAAUUCCACUGUUGAUGUGAAACCUUCUUCAAAAUCAGAUCAGGCUUCAAUAAGGAUUUCAAAAGACCCUCAUCCUAGUAAACCUUCAGAGGAACAUAGUGAAAAACCCGAGGCUUUUUUGAUGGAAUUGCGCAUGUCAAUCAGUGGCUCAAAACAUGCCAAGAUUGAGAAUGAAAACUUGCCCAAGAAUGAUUCCUGCAAUGGACUAGAAUCUCAGUCUCCCUCAAAGGAUAACUCAGCAGACCAGGACACAAGAACAGCACCUGCUCUGUCACUGAUGGAACACAUGGACAAGAUAAGACAAUUACCAUCCAAAGAUUCCAUCAGCAAGUUAAAGUCCUCAGCCCUGCUUUCUCAGUCUUGUCCUUCUUCUCCAAGCUCUGCAAGAAUCAAGGAGCAAGUGAAGCCCAAGUAUGACACCAUACCUGGCAGAAGCUCUGAGCUCCUGGCAAAAAUACCAGCAUCUUUGGUGACACCAAAUGCGCCACUCAGAUUGCUUGAGAGGGCUGAAGUUCAGUCAAGUACAAAGUCUCAAGAAGAGCACUACCCCAGGUCCUUGAAUGACCUGAAAGAAGCUAAGCCUACUGUGAAACUGGAUCUUUCUCCCAAAUUGAAGCCAGCUGAAUUGGACCUGAACAAACCAGAGCUUCCUCAGACCCCCAAGACUCAAAGCACUAAAUCCUCUGGCAGUUUGAAAAGGCGCUCAAGCAACAAAGGAAGUGCUAAUGGGAAACUUUCCAGAGACUCUGGCAAGUCCAGGGCUUGUGCUCCCACCAUUUCCAGCAGUGCCAAAAGUCGUUUGGCUCCUCAGUGGCUUUCAGACAUUGUCAAUAUCAGCAAGGGAAAACAGGAUAUCAAAGGGUUUUCCAGCAGGAAAGAAGUCCCAGUUUAUCAACACCCUCUGAAAGAUGUCAAGAUACCUUCUGUUCAAAGCCAAUCCAGAGGCUCUUCAAAGGACAGAAGACCUGCAAUUUCUAAAACUUCUUCAGCAGAAAGCAAAGCUCAGGACAUCCUGAAAAUGGCUUCAAAAAGGCUGGUCUCACCAAGCUCUUCAGUCCACUCAGCACCCAGCAUUUCUUCAAGGCGCUUUGCAGACAUCAGCAACAAGCAUUCCAGGGUAGAAAGAGAAGAUGGUGGACCAGUCAGACUGAGGGCUUCCAGACAGUCAAACAGUAAGGGUUCUGGAAGAAGAGCUGAGUCUGCCAAUGCCAGGCUGCAUCAUUCACCUAAUCAGCCUGUGGACUCCAGCAGUCCCUACAUGCCUUUGAAGGAUUACAGUGUGCCAAAGACCACCUCAUCAAGACUCACUGCCAGCAAUGAGGGUCUCCUUGAUGCUUGUUCAGACAACUUUUAUCCUUGUCCCAACUUGUUCAGCUUUAGGAAAGUUAGCAAUGGGAAAAGAAAUAUCUCUGUUGCUGAAAAUGAAAAUGGAACACCAUCCAAACUCUUGCCAAUUGUUGAUGAUUCACCACCACAUGUUCUUUCAAGCUCUAAUCAAGGUGAUGACAAGAAAACAUUAUCAAGUCCACCUGAGCUGAAUGUGAGGAAUGGUGACCUCAUCAUAUCAGAGAUUGUGGAGGAAGAUGCAGAUGACAAUGGGUCACCUGUUGGUCAGUCCUCAUCAGCUUUGGUGCCAGUGACCCAGGACUCAACCUCUGGCCCAAAUAGCACCCAGACAACAUCUGGUGGGAACCAGUAUGUCAAAAGAACUGUCACCUCAACGCUGAGUGGGACUCAGACUGUGACAACUGAGGGGGUGAAAAGCAGGGUCAUGGCUGCUCGGGAAGUCCUUUCAGGUGGUCCAUGGAAAGGAGUCAGAGAAGUCAAAGGUGCUGAGGAUAAAAGGUUGACAGUGGAAGAAGUGAGAGACAAAAGUGGACACAAAAUCAGCAGGGUUGUCAUGCAGAGUCACUCCUCACAAACUGGAAGGACAUUACCAAUGCACACCUCACCUGAUUUCCCAAUCCCUGCUCCCAACUACUCUGGUGUGGUGCAGAAUUAUAACUUCAAGAACCACCACUGGAGUCACCAGCCUCAUCAUGUGAGCAACACUAAUAAGAGCCAGGGUGGUGUACCCGUUUUGAUGAACCAGUACCAGCAUCAGCAGAAUCACCAAAUGUGUUCAGCUUUCAAGCCAGUGGAUUCCUUCAACAUCAGCAGCAGCACCGCCAUCAGCAACCCGCGUGGGAGGGCAUCAACCGACUUGUUCCCCUCUACGGCCUUUCUGCCCACAGAUCCCGUCUUCCAAGCCGUCAUGCGUGGGCCUCUUGCUGGUGGCCGUGAACGCCGGGGCGGCGCCGCCGCCAGCGAAAACGGCGAUUCUCAUUGUGUUGGCCAAAGUGAAUCCAGUUCAAGGCAUCAGCUGAUAACUGCUGAUAAUAUGGAGAGGCUGUCAAUGCAUCACAGAGUUCUUCAGCCCCCUGGUGGAGGCUCAAGCAUCUGUGUUGGAGACUGGACACCAGAGACCAAAGAAUCUCCACACCAUCAGCAAAGACAAGUCAAGAACCACAUGCGCUCCAGCAUAGUGGCCUGGGAUGAAGGACCAAGCCCCAACAGUAACCAUAGGGUUCAAAAUAACAGACCCACCACACCAGACCUGGAUCAUUAUAAAAGUGGAGAUUUGCUGUACCCUGAAGAGCCACAGCAUGAUGAUGCAGCUGGAGAUGAUUUCAUCAAUCUGGGAAAACUAAGCAUUGAUCAAGAUGUUGAUCAUGUAGAUGGUGAGGCAGGUGAUCAGAGGAGAGAGGUUCAUAGGGAAGAGACCAGGGAAUCUGUGGAGAUGGAAAAUGGAAGCAUGGUGCACAAGAUGUCCUCCACCACCACUCUGCAGACCUGCUCCAACUCUUCUUUGAAAACCCCUGCUGUGCAACCAGUCACCAUUGCCCACACUACUCACCAAGCAGCAGUGACCAGGACUAGGGUUCCCCCUGGGGGCUACUCAACUAAGCUCUGGUGAAGCCUGGGAAAAACUUCAGAAUUCUGCUUUCCAGCUUCUCAUGGAAACUUAAAUGAGCUUCAUACAUUUUUACUCAACACUCUGACGCAUGGACGCGUUUUAAUCAGCCUUUUUGUGUUCUUCCACAUUUCUUCAGCUGAGUGCAGAUCAGCUAAACUUUACUUCUUUGGCAAA
Notodromas monacha is the source of this 5373-nucleotide messenger RNA. The record is from the annotation of a GenBank genome assembly. Lineage: Eukaryota; Metazoa; Arthropoda; Ostracoda; Podocopida; Cyprididae.